AUGAGGUCCGGUGUCCCACCGCGUGCUGUUACAGAUGUUGAUGAUCUCGCUGAGCUUAAAAGGAUCGGCACCGAGCGUUAUGCAUACCACGUUGCAGCCGCAGUGACACCUUAUCUCAGAUCUCGUCGAUCACAUUUCCAAGCAUCCGGCAAACUCAAUAUUCCCGGUAGAAUUUCAGUGCCUAGGCUUCUAUUGCCUUUGGCCGAUUUUCCUGAAAUAGUUGCUAAAUUGGAAGAUAUUUCAUUAGACAAGCUACGGGACAUCUCGUUUGAGGACAUUCUCAACGUAAGGAAAUUCGAGAAGCCCGCCAUGCCACUUCAACAGACUUUGACAUCAGACACACCUUUGCCUGAAUAUUUUGACUUUAUACCACGAACAAACCAGGAGCGCGUGCAGAACCUCGCAGAUGUUUUCAGUGAGCACGGUACUGAGAUAUUUGAGGAGUCGACCAAGAUGGACGGCUCAUCCAUGACAGUCUUUUACCUCAACGACGCCAACCCUCUCAUCAGCACAGUCCCUAGCGAGACGAUACAUAACGGCGUGGCAGUUUGCUCGCGGAAUCUUAACCGAGCUGAAGGAAAGGGAACAAAUGGGCGGAAGAGAGAGGGCAUUGUGUUCAAGCGCGAGGAUGGGCAGUUCAGCUUCAAGGCGAUAUCCAACUCUUACCUGCUCACACAUGGAGAGUAG
This is a messenger RNA of Fusarium musae, 687 nucleotides long. RefSeq lists its product as uncharacterized. The coding region runs from base 1 to 687 and encodes 228 amino acids. The transcript has 3 exons. Lineage: Eukaryota; Fungi; Ascomycota; Sordariomycetes; Hypocreales; Nectriaceae. The record is from RefSeq and is a predicted model, not a curated record.